Cuscuta epithymum is the source of this 3246-nucleotide messenger RNA. NCBI's taxonomy places the organism in Eukaryota, Viridiplantae, Streptophyta, Magnoliopsida, Solanales, Convolvulaceae. The record is from the annotation of a GenBank genome assembly.
CAUUAACGAAGCUCACAAAGAAAGGGGCCAAGUUCAUAUGGGACUACAAGUGUGAGAAAGGGGUUCCUUGAACUGAAGAAACGACUUACCGAAGCACCAGUCCUCGCCCUACCCAUACAGGGGAUAGGGUAUGAUAUUUACAGCGAUGCUAGCAUCCAAGGGCUUGGAUGUGUUCUGAUGCAAAACGGUAAGGUGAUUGCCUAUGCUUCUAGACAAUUGAGGAAACACGAGGUGAACUACCCUACCCACGAUCUGGAGUUGGGGGCGGUAGUGUUUGCACUAAAGAUUUGGAGACAUUAUCUCUACGGGGAGACAUGUCACAUUUAUACAGAUCGUAAGAGCUUGAAGUAUGUAUUCACUCAGAAAGAGUUGAAUAUGAGGCAGAGGAAAUGGAUGAAGUUGAUCAAGGACUAUGACUUGAUCAUUGACUAUCAUCCCGGAAAGGCCAAUGUAGUGGCCGACGCACUGAGCAGGAAGAGUACGUCAGGGACGUUAGUUACUUGUCUGCAGGCAUUGAGGGCACGCGUGGAGGUGUCCACGUGCGGGGCUCUCAUUGCUCAAUUUGAGGUUAGGCCCACCCUAUUGGGCGAGAUUAGUCGAAGUCAAGCCAUUGAUGAGGAAUGUCAGAAGAUCCGUGAAAGGAUCCUUGAAGGACCCGUCGAGAAUUUUCGGGUACGUGAUGACGGUCUUUUAUUGUUUAAGGAUCGUGUGUGCAUACCAAGGAAUGAGGGACUCCAGAAAUCUAUACUUGAGGAGGCUCAUUCUUCAGCUUAUGCUAUGCAUCCAGGAGGUACUAAGAUGUACCGAGAUUUGAAGGAAAGUUACUGGUGGUCAGGUAUGAAGAGAGACAUCGCCGAGUAUGUGAGUCGGUGCCUUACUUGCCAGCAAGUUAAGGCAGAACAUCAGCACCCGGCAGGGCUUUUGCAGCCACUCACCAUCCCAGAGUGGAAGUGGGAGCACGUGACCAUGGACUUCGUGGUGGGGCUACCACGAACGGUGAACAACUAUGAUGCAGUUUGGGUAGUGGUUGAUAGGCUCACCAAGAGUGCACACUUUUUGCCUAUCAACAUUACUUAUCCUCUUGAAAGAUUGGCCAAGCUAUACACAGAGGAGAUUGUGAGAUUACAUGGAGUCCCAAUAUCCAUUGUCUCGGAUAGGGAUCCACGAUUCACAUCCCGAUUUUGGCCAAAGUUUCAAGCAUCGUUGGGUACUAAACUGAGGUUUAGCACAGCUUUUCACCCACAGACGGAUGGACAGUCUGAGCGGGUGAUACAGAUUUUGGAAGACAUGCUUAGGGCGUGUGCGCUGGAGUUCCAAGGAAGUUGGGACAAGCAUUUGGCCCUAGUGGAGUUUGCUUAUAACAACAGUUAUCAAGCAAGUAUCGGCAUGCCUCCAUAUGAGGCAUUGUAUGGGAGGAAAUGCAGAACACCUUUGUGUUGGGACGAGGUUGGCGAGGCUAAACUCGAAGGGAUAGAACUGGUUGAGAUCACCAAGGCCAAGGUGAGGAUCAUUCGGGAUAGACUGAAGGCUGCUCGGGACCGACAGAAGAGUUAUGCUGAUAAACGGCGGAGACGGUUGGAGUUCGAAGUCGGUGAUGAGGUCUUCCUAAGGAUUUCUCCUUGGAAGGGCAUCAUUCAAUUUGUAUCGAGGGGAAAGCUUAACCCCCGAUACAUAGGUCCGUUUGAGAUCCGUGAAAGGAUCGGGGCCGUGGCUUAUCGUCUCAAGUUAACGCCUGAACUUGAGAAGAUACACGACGUGUUUCAUGUAUCAAUGCUCAAGAAGUACAUACGAGACCCAUCUCAUAUUCUUGAUAAACCACCGGUAGAGAUCCGUGAGGACUUACAAUAUGCGGUUGAACCAGUGAAGAUUGUUGGUCAACAAGUAAAGAAAUUGAGGAAUAAGGAGAUUCCUAUGGUAAAGGUCCUUUGGAGAAGUGAUCGAGUCAAGGAAGAAACGUGGGAGACCGAAGUCUCAAUGAGGGAACAAUACCCAUUUCUUUUCAAUUAGAUACUUGGAUUUCGGGGACGAAAUCCCAAAUAAGGGGGGGUGAACUUGUAACACCGUCCCCAAAUAUAUUUACGUUCAUGUAAAUAAUGUAUUGAACCUUAUUAAAGGAUUAAUGAAUUUACGAAGUUGUAAAUUUUUAUUAUUUCUUUCGCGUGAAUAGUAAAUUGCACGUGGGACCCACACCGGGAGCGAGGGGCCACCCGAUAUUCCCGAGAUCACAUAAAUCAUUCUUAUGGGUCGAAAUAAUAUUUAUAUAGUGGUGGAUAUUUUAUUUGGGUCGUGAAAAGGCCCAGAGUUGACCGAUUGGGCAAAAGAGGCCCAAAUACCGGUACCGACAAUUUAACAGAUAACAGCCCGAAAAUGAAUUUCGGAGACUUCUAAAUUAAUGUUUUGGAAUACAUAUUAUUUCAAAAGGACAUUACGAUUGAGAACACGUAAAAUAUUUUAUUGAACCCGAUAAAAUAAAAUAUAUUUAAAACAGUCCGAAAAAUACAACUUUCGGGACCGAUUGUACCUUUCGGGACAAGUUGGGAUGACCUCCCACAUGAGUGGGGGCCACCCCACGUUUUUGGGUCUCAAAUGGGACUUGUGUGGCCGCACAACAUGUGAAGAUGAAGCUAAAUUGAUUGGAAUGGGAUCAUUUGAGGUGUGGACCUCACCCACACACAUUAUUUGUCAAUUAAGACAAAGAAGGACACUUCCUACCUCUUUCCUCAUCCUUGUGCUCGACCAACCCCUCCAAGGAGAAGAAAAUUGAACUCUCAAAACACUCUCCAUUGCUGCAACUCGAGCUCAAGCCAUAGAGGUCCAAGGAGGAAGAUUUGAGAAGGAAAAAUCUAGGAAAAGUGUGAAUGAUAAAGGAACUUGUAAAGGGUAUUUCAAGUGGUUUCACAAAGUUGGAAAAGUCGCCGGAGUUGUCGCCGGAGUUGACCAAAAGUCGCCGGAGUUUCACCGGAGUUCAACUAAGAAGGGUAGAACUUCAUAACGCUAGUUCAAGGUUGAAGCUAGGGCUUGCCACCUGCACCUUCCUACGGGUGACAUCAAAUCAAGGAAGACGUGGUUCGUGCUUCCUCAUUUUAUUUCAAAUUACCAAACAUUGCUCAUGGAUAUUUUUAUUUGUUAUAAACUAUUCUUUUGGGGCUUGCAUGCCCAUGUUAUUGGCCGGUUGUGGCUUAUGACUUACCGUUGAAUAUUUCCGCUAUUCAUUGGUUUAAAUGUGAUGUUGUUAUGUAUGUUUAC